This is a messenger RNA of Electrophorus electricus (electric eel), 4850 nucleotides long. The record is from RefSeq and is a predicted model, not a curated record. Lineage: Eukaryota; Metazoa; Chordata; Actinopteri; Gymnotiformes; Gymnotidae.
AAAGGCGACGAUAAGACGCAUCAGGAACUACUGUCUGUGCAUUACUCUAGGACAUUCAGAAGUGAACAGUUUCCUGAAUAAAGAACUUUAGCUGAGCUUUGGGGGCAGUGUGAAGAAACAUGUCAGGCAGAAAGUCAAAAAAGAGCCAGAAGCUUGCAUCCACCCGGCAAAGUCUUAACAGAAAAAGUAACAUAGGUACUCAAGAGAAGGAAAAUUAUGAUGGGCCGCCACAUUCUGGCAAUGAAGAUCAUGAAUGUGAGAAAAAUAAGACUGACACACUUAAUGAAAUCCUACCAGCUUCUUUACUUCUUCAGGCUGGUGGGGCGGCAACAGCUUGCACUGAUCAGCAGAAUUCUUCUUUAGAGCCUUCUCCCUACUCACAGUCACAGGACUGCAAAGAUUUACUGGUACCUACUGAGGUUGCAAGUAAAAAGAGAAAAAUAGGAUCAACACGCAAAAACAACAGAGGGCUUAAAGCUGCAGAACAAAAUGAAAAAGAACCACGGUGCAGACUGGAAGUAAGUGAAGAGAAUACUGAACAGCAUGGAGUGACUGAAGUAGUGUCAGUCAUAGAGGAGGGAAGCAAAGAAGAAUAUGGCCAGCCAGAUCUGUCAGACUGUUCACCCAGUCAAUUUUUAAAACCUGAGAGAUCUACCCUACAAGGGGAGCAUUUGCUGCUUGGUAGCAUUACACAUACAGAAGAGGCUGCAGAAAAUAACAUGGGUCAUAAUUUAGAAAUAACCUUUCAAAGCCAAACUAUGGGCCUCUCUUGUUAUGACCACGACCAAUCCAUGAAGGCAGCAUUAAAUCAAGAAUCAAUAAGUCAUUCAUUAGAUUGCAGAAUUGUCACACCAGCUGAAAGUAAACUAUCCCAUAAUGAUUCUUUGCAAAUGUACAAUCAAAUGGAGAUGUUUAGUGAUCAAGUAAAGUUUUUACACAACAUUACAGACCAAAAGAGGAAGGUGGACACAGCUCAGACACAUCUUACAGGAAAUGAGGUGGAGAAAAACUUGAGUGAAGAACUUUGUCCAAAAAAACAUUUUUAUGAAAUGGCUAACCAAUAUGGAAUUGUGUUCAAUGAAGAUAGCAGAAAUGUUGAGAAUUUUCAGGUGUCCCAGGAUAUGCAGGUUAUUCCCUCUCAGUCAUGCACUGCCCUGAACACAAUGCUUGAGCAAUCCAAAUUAGAUUUUAUGUGUGAAGUCAAAGGAGAUAAGGAAACAAAGAGUACAUUCAUAUCUCAUGACUAUAGCACUGAAGCCAGAGGAGCAGAUACAAUUACAACCUCUUUGAUAAAUGAACAUCAGCAGCAAUGUUCAGGUACAUCUGAAAACGGAUUUUAUUCCAGUAUAGAUGGAACCAAAGAGUCUCAUGGUACAAUAACUUUGGAAAAUAUUAGUACUACAGUAGAAACUGUUGAUGAAGACUUGGUUAGUAGUUGCUUAAAGCAUAAAGGUGACACUUCAAAGCUAACUCAGGAUUUGGAGAGUGCUUAUGAGUUAAAAAGUACGGAUUGUUGGGAGGAAAAGAAAGAAUGUAACAAUUUAUGUGUAGUAAGUGAUAGAGUAGACAGUGAAUCAAAUGAAGUGGUUGAAGCUUCAUACCCUACACAACCUAUACAGUCAGAUAGCAUUAUUUUACCAUUAGAACAGGAACAUCAAGUAGGAGCUUCAUUAGACAAAAUUUCAUAUGAGAUAGGAUUCCAUUGUGACUCCCCAGACUUGGAAUUUAAAUGUCACAAAGAUGAACAGUAUGAUUUUUCUUUUGCCAGAUGUUUAAAUGGCGAUAGCAAUUUAAGGGAAAAUGCAGAGGGCAGAAACCUAAAUAAACUAAAUAAUGACGAAUGUUGUGAGACCAAGACAGAGAAGAAGGAGGUAGAGAGUAACACCAUGGCCUUCACUUCUUCAAGUCAGUUACUUAUUUCUAAAAUAUGCCAUACAAAAAAGGUGUCAGACGUAGUUGAUGAAACUACGCUGAUUCAUGCUGAAACACUGUAUGAGAUAACGAAUGAGGAACUUGAAACUAGCAACAAGGCACAUGAUGUUCCAUAUAGUGAUUCACAAGAACUCCCACCUGAGUUAGAGAUGCAAUCAGUGGAAGGAGAUGGUGUUGAUCUAUGUUCAGGUUCUCAUCGAUUGCCUGACAAUAAACUUGAUCAAGGUACUAGGCUCUAUGCUGAGGUUCCAUUUCAAUCAAACCACAUCAUAAUAGAUAAAGAUGAGAUGGGAGGAAAUUACAUUACCAACGAUAAGAAUCACAAGCUUUUUGAGCAAAUACAGUCAACAGAGAAUGUUUAUCAUAGUGUAUUAUCUAGAGGAAAAGAGGAGGAUAGUGGGGAUACUACAUUGGCAGUUGAUGAGACAUUUCAAUUAACAAAGAGAUAUCCUGGAGAGGUAGAUAUCCUGGAGAGGACAGAUAUAAGUACAGAACACGGACGGCUUUUAGUGUAUGGGAGUGUGGAUUGUGUGAGUGAAGACAGAGUAAACCAUGAAAAACGAGCACAGACCACAGGUCAGAUAAUAAAGCAAGCUGAUGAUUUUCAGCUAUCUUUAGCAGAUGAACUACAAAGACAGGGCACAUGCUUUGAGGAAGGCAUGAGAUAUGAGUCACAUGGAGAGCAUGAAAGACAAGAAGCAAAAAUAUUUCAGAGUCUUAGUCCUAUGGUCAAAGACAAGAUAGUUGAGAGUGAUGCAGGACUAAUAGGUCAUGACUAUGGUGCGCCUGAAAAAGACAACAUACCACAAAAGUCAGUGGUCUGUGUUGAGGUUACAGAUGUACUCAUGACAAAUUCUGCUAAACAAGAGGAUAAUAAAACCUCAAUCAUAUUGUUUGUGAGUAAAGAUGAGGAAACAGAAGAUAUUGUCAGCUCAAAUCCAGAGUAUGAGUUCCUUGACACAAAGAAUAAGGCUAUGGAAAUGAACAGUAAGACAUAUAGAGGGAUAGAUACAGCAUCCACAAUAUUACCAGAUAUGGAAGAACUUCAGAUCCACAAAACACAAAACAAAUCAGAAUUGGAGGAAAUUACAGUACAAAAAGAUGAGUUAGUGGACGAAGAGAAGGAUGGUGAACCCUUAUCUUUACUAGAUAAUUUCCUUAAUAUUUCUCAUAAUUCAAAAUUAGAAGAGUUCAAAGCAUCAGAAUGGACUGAGAUUGUAACUGUCACAAAAGAUGCAGAUCAUAUCUCAACAUCAAUUGGGCAUAUGGGUAUAAAAGAAGUUGAACCAAAUGAAAUAAUCAGCCAAGAUGAAGAUAGGAACCUUUAUGAAGAAGAGAAAGAUGUGUCUCUAACAGAUAGAUCAAAUGGGGAAUUAAAAGAUGUAACAAAAGAGUGUGGAAAGAUCGAUACACAACCUGUUAUUUUGUUAGAUGUUGUUCAUCAGAGUGAGCCAGUUGUGUUUGUUGGUGUCAGCCAAACAGAAGCACCACUGGAAAGUACAAAGCAUAGAGAGUCAAUGAUAGACGAUAAGCAGGAUUAUGAGCUCACAUCUUCAAAUGAGCAGAAAAUGGCACCAGUCAUCAGAGAUAUUCAGAAUGAUUUAACAGAUCAUUCUUCUCCCCACAAAACCUCCAUGACAGUUGAAGAUUGUGAGUCUACUGAAAAUGGAAGCCCCAAACAAGUCGAUGAUUCUCCUAUAUGUGCAACAAUAGAGCACAUCUAUGAAAUACAGGACAGUGUAAUCACACCAGUGAAUAAAGAAAUUACUCUUGAAGUUUUGUCUGAUCAAGUAACACAGUUGCCAUGGGAUGAUAAAGAAAAAGGAAAAAGAGGCGUGGAAGAUGAAGAUGGUGACGUUUGUCAAGAAGAGAAAAAUAUGCCUCUUGCAGAUAUAUAUGACUUAUCAAGAACAACCAAUGAAUUCAGUAAAGAUGACAAAAAUGAGGUAAAAGAAGAAAUAAAAGCUGGGUCCACAGAAUAUUCCACCAGAGAGGACUUUACCCUGGUAUGUUCAAAGCAAUAUAUGCAUUCUGAAUUAUUCUCUCAAACUAAUGAACAAAAUGUAUCUACUAAAACACCACCAUCAACAGUGCUAGAAAAUUCAGACUCCACGGAAAAUGACAGGAAUAGAAAAGAGAAUACUGAAGUAAGAAACACAGAACUAUGUGCAAAAAUCCAAACAAAGAAAAAGAAGAGGUUUGGAUCAACUCGGAGGCUUCAAGGUGAACACCAGCAAGGUAGAGAAAGAAAAGAAAGGCAGUGGCAAAAGGUGGAAGAUACAGAAGGAACAGAACAUGACAGGGAAGAGAGAUGUUCUGAAGAAAUCACAAAUCUAGAGCCUACUCACCACUUAUUCACAGAACCACACAGUGUUGAGAGAAAGGUAUCACUUGACCAAUCUUUGACAACUGAGCGAGAAGAAGGGGAAUUAAAAGAUGUAACAGGAGAGUGUGGAAAGAUCGAUACACCACCUGUUCACUUGCUAGAUGUUGUUCAUCAAAGUGAGCCAGUUGUCUUUGAUGGUGCCAGCCAAGCAAAAGCACCAUUGGAAAGUACAAAGCAUGGAGAGUCAGUGAUAGACGAUGAGCAGGAUUAUGAGUUCACAUCUUCAAAUGAGCAGAAAAUGGCACCAGUCAUCAGAGAUAUUCAGAAUGAUUUUACAGAUCAUGCUUCUCCCCAGGAAGCUUCCAUGACAGUUGAAGAUUGUGAUUCAGAGUCUACUGAAAAUGGAAGCUCCAAACAAGUCGAUGGUUCUCCUAUAUGUGCAACAAUAGAGCACAUCUAUGAAAUACAGGACAGUGUAAUCAUGCCAGUGAAUAAAGAAAUAACUCUUGAAGUUUUGUCUGAUCAAGUAACACAGUUGCCAUGGGAUGAUAACUCGGAUGAAAACCAUUUAUUAUUCACAUACAGGAUUUAA